Messenger RNA from Symbiodinium necroappetens, 1125 nucleotides. The record is from the annotation of a GenBank genome assembly. NCBI's taxonomy places the organism in Eukaryota, Dinophyceae, Suessiales, Symbiodiniaceae.
AUGGCUUCUCCAAGGGAACUGCCAUCAGCAUCGGCCAAUGCCGUUGCUAUGAGGGAGCGUACCAGGAGUCGCUUGCACCGCUUGGACACCACGUCCAGUGAAGCGCUCGGUCCUCCAAAGGAGGAUGACGCAGCUACACCCCACAGCGUUUUCGGACGCACUCCAAUUCAGCCGGACCUCCUGAACUCCGACUGGCAAACCCAAAGCUCCUGCCGCGGCAUUCAGUAUGCGUUGCUCCUGUGUUUGUUGAAACUCACCGCUCAAAUCCCCAACCCAAACUCGUCCCAAAUCCUCGGUCACAUGAUCAGGCCUGGCCCUGUUCCAGCAGAUCGCAACUCCUGCGGCUGCUGUGGCGCAGUGUCGGCGCCGGAAGUGAUCGCCGAGGGGACCAGAACGGAGCAGCAGAUCCUCCGCACACAAGGGGUCGCCGACACUGACGAGGCGUUGGCUCAGCGGACCUUGCAGCGGGUCCUCGCGGAGAAGCGGGAGCAGGACGAGCUGUUCGACAUGUGGCGGACCGAAGUGAAGGAGGCUCGUGAUGAGCUUCACGAACAGAUUCGGACCAGCAUCCGUAAAGAUCUGGCAGAAGCCAGGGAGAACCAGCUGCACCAGGAGAUCCAGUUCCAAAGCAAUGCUGUGCGAAGGCUGCACGAGGAGACGCUGAAGCAGCAGCAUGAGCUGGAUACCGUCAGAGACACACUGCAGAGAAGGCACCAGGCGGCUAUUGAGAACUACAAAUUCAGCUUCGAGAUCGUGCAAGAAGAGCUGGCAGAGUGUGUCAAGGAGCGAGACGAGUAUGCUCAGGAGCUCCAGGUACACAAGGAGGCUAAUGAAGAGCUGAAGUGUGAGGUGGAGGCUCUCGAAGACGAGCUGGAGUCGUUCGGCCGCUUCCAGGCUAUCGAGGCAGAGCAACAACAGCGACUUAGAACCCUCCUCGCCACCAGCGAUCGCGACCGUUUGGUGACCUUCUUCGACAUUUGGAAGCGCUACACUCACGGAGAAUGGGAGUCCUGGACGCAACUUCCCAAAGCCAGCGCCUUUUUCAUGUUAGGGUCCUUGUUGCUCCAUCUGUUGGCUUCGAUUCAUGGCUGUAGCUGGCCGAUGGAGUAUGCUUGGGAAGCUUAG